AUGUUUGAGACCUUGGGGUUGCCGUUUGAGAGCACUUCUAAUGAGAUAACAGUGGUGAGUCCAUUGGGGCAGUCUAUUGGAGUUAGUAAACCAUUUAGAGACAUUCCGUUAGAGGUUCAAGGAACUGUAUUUUUGGCUAAUCUUAUGGAGCUUCCAUUUGGGGAGUUCGAUUUAAUUUUGGAGAAGUUAGUAAGGAAGGGGUAUAAGGCAUACUUGGCUUAUAUCAGUGUUGUUGAUUCUAGGAACUCUUCGGUUAAGAAUAUCCGAGCGGUGAGGGACUUUCUAGAUGUUUUCUUAGAGGAGCUACCGAGAUUACAUUCGAAUCGUGAGGUAAAGUUUAGGAUUAAGUUAUUUUCAGGCACAGCUCUGGUGUCUAUUACCCCUUACCGAAUGGCACCGAGAGAGCUGAUGGAACUUAAGGCUCAGAUUCAAGAGUUGUUGGAUCGUGGGUUCAUUCAUCUCAGUAUGUCUCUAUGGGGAGCACCUGUUUUGUUCGCGAAGAAAAAGGACAAUCAGUUCAUGGUGGUAUUCAUCGAUGACAUCUUGGUGUAUUCUAAGAUAGAGGAUCAGCACGAUGAGUAUCUAAGAUUGGUUCUACAUAUUCUUCGUGAGAAACAGGUGUAUGCGAAGUUCAGCAAGUUUUCUGCUAAGGGGAUUCGAGUGAAUCCUCAUAAGAUUGAGGCUGUGUUUAGUUGGAAACAGCCAAAGAAUGUGUCAAAAAUUCGUAGUUUUCUAGGGCUGGCAGGAUAUUAUCGACGUUUUGUAGAAGGGUUCUCUUUGAUCGCAGCUCCAAUGACUAAGCUGCUGCAUAGAGGAGUUCCUUUUGUUUGGACUGAUGCACAUAUUAAAUAUCAUCUUGGUGAGGCCAAUGUGGUGGCCGAUGCAUUAAGCUGUAGAGCUAUGACUGAUUUGAGAGCGAUGUUUGCUCGACUCAGUUUAUUCGACGAUGGGAGUCUAUUGGUUCAGCUCAUAUCAUUCUUGUAUGAUGCAUUGCAUUGGGGUGGGUUUGAUGAAGUGAAGGAAGUAUCUGACAGGCCUCAUAAGCCUGUUAUCUGA
Gossypium arboreum is the source of this 1056-nucleotide messenger RNA. RefSeq lists its product as uncharacterized. Lineage: Eukaryota; Viridiplantae; Streptophyta; Magnoliopsida; Malvales; Malvaceae. The record is from RefSeq and is a predicted model, not a curated record. The transcript is spliced from 6 exons. The coding region runs from base 1 to 1056 and encodes 351 amino acids.